UUGAUUUCAAACUAUAAUUUUAUUUAUGAAUCAAUCAAUCAAUUGAUUUAUUUCUAGUGUUUAUAUGUUUGACAUUUGAUUGACAUAAAAGUCAUGUUAACUGAUGUCGUGUAUCGGUGUUUACAUUGUUCGCACCGACGGCGCCAAUUGUGGCCACUAAUCAGCUUAUUUGGUCGCAUUCGACGGCCCGUAAACAGCGAUAAUUUGGUGACCAAUCGAUUUGUUCACCGAAGCACUGACUGUUUUAAUGUCAAACCAAGCGAUGGACAAUCUUCCGCCGGUCACAAACCCGAAGUAUCCGAUGAACAACCAAUUAAAUACACGUCAAGCGAUGCUCACCUCAAACACAAGGCAUAUAUGAACUUUCGUCUGUCCGAUGAAGAGAUGAAUGACAUCCUGUGGUAUGAAAGACCUAUUUUGAUGAUAUCUGCGGUCAUAUUCUUGAUAUACUUUGCAUAUCUUCGAGAACCCAACGAUAUCGACGAAAAAAUGGGUCGACCAUUGUUUGAGGUGAUGCCACAGUUAGAGGUACCGAUGAUUGAGUCGGCUAUUGGUAACGCUGAACGUAUGGGUGCAGACACUAAACAACUGAUGAAAAGGUUAGAUGAACUCAAAGAACUUAGACAACAGAUCGACAAACUCGACAAACAGUCAACAAAAUAAAUGAUAGGUUUAUAACACAA
Molecule: messenger RNA, 683 nt
Organism: Oppia nitens
Lineage: Eukaryota; Metazoa; Arthropoda; Arachnida; Sarcoptiformes; Oppiidae
Exons: 1
Coding region: 94-663 (189 amino acids)
Source: RefSeq, a predicted model, not a curated record